ACCCGGGGCUCCACCCCCGCAGGCUCCACCCAGCUCCCGUGCGCCGAGUGCUCCAUAUCCGGGUUCCCGCCGCCGCCGCCUCGCUCAUUGAGCUUUGCCGGGAGUGGUGUGAAUCCCGACCAAGAUGGCCGCUGUGGGGCGAGUCGGCUCCUUCGGUUCCUCUCCGCCGGGAUUAGCUUCUGCUUACGCAGGCGGCCCCUUGGCCAACGAACUAGCGUCGGGCAACGGCGGUGCCGCGGCCGGCGACGACGAGGACGGGCAGAACCUUUGGUCCUGCAUCCUCAGCGAGGUCUCCACCCGCUCGCGCUCCAAGCUCCCUGCCGGGAAGAACGUGUUGCUGCUGGGUAAGUGCCGGGUCUCGCCCCCACAAGUGAUCCUUAAAUGUCUGUCAGAUGCCAAAUAUAGACAUCUUGCUCUUUUUCACAAUGAGCUGUUAAUAUCUUCAAAUACAGUUCACCUUGGCUAUGGCAAGUCAGUUUUAUGA
Messenger RNA from Erinaceus europaeus (western European hedgehog), 484 nucleotides. Its product is annotated as cytoplasmic dynein 1 light intermediate chain 1-like. Bases 125 to 484 code for a protein of 119 amino acids. The record is from RefSeq and is a predicted model, not a curated record. The transcript is spliced from 3 exons. Gene Ontology annotation, cellular component: centrosome; cytoplasmic dynein complex. NCBI's taxonomy places the organism in Eukaryota, Metazoa, Chordata, Mammalia, Eulipotyphla, Erinaceidae. Gene Ontology annotation, molecular function: dynein heavy chain binding. Gene Ontology annotation, biological process: microtubule cytoskeleton organization; microtubule-based movement.